Messenger RNA from Helianthus annuus (common sunflower), 779 nucleotides. RefSeq lists its product as uncharacterized. Gene Ontology annotation, molecular function: nucleic acid binding; zinc ion binding. The transcript has 3 exons. Bases 8 to 571 code for a protein of 187 amino acids. Lineage: Eukaryota; Viridiplantae; Streptophyta; Magnoliopsida; Asterales; Asteraceae. The record is from RefSeq and is a predicted model, not a curated record.
UUACGGUAUGUUGAAGGCUGAAUAUCGGGAGUUCAUAAUUCCCGCUAAAUGUGAAACUUUGAAUGAGCUCAUUGACUUGGCCCGAGAUAGGGAGAUUGAAAUAAGAAGACAAGCAGAAAGAGGCGAAAAGAGAGUAUCUGAAAAUGUUUCCAGCUCGAGCCCUUCAAAGAAACCAAAAUUUCAAGAUCAAAGCAAGAAGGAUAAGGCGAAGGGUAGUGUUCCGAAAUGCAAAACGUGUGGAAAGUUACACACGGGGGAGUGUUUGAAAGGGAAGAAGGGCUGUUACAAUUGUGGUCAAGAGGGACACCCAUACUAUAGGUGUCCUAAUCCUUCAAGAACGUGUUACAACUGUUUCCAACCGGGUCAUAUUAAGGCUGAGUGUCCCAAGCUUCAACAGAAAACCGAUAAGGAAGCAAGAAAGGAGGAAGCCCCAAGAGCUAAGGGGAGGAUGUUUCAGAUCACAACCGAGGAAGCGAAGGACCACCCGAAUGUUGUAUCAGGCGUUAAGGAAGAAAGUUCGAGUCAAGGGAAGCAACAAGGGGAUCAAGACCGAGGUAAAUCUCAUGUCUAGCUAUCAAGCUUUGCCCGGAUCGAACACACCUCAAGCCCGUCAAGCGCUCCGCAUUUUGUAUAAAGUCAAUGUCAAAUUACCUAGUUACUUAUGUCUAUGCUUUGUACUUAAAACUAGUUUGGUCAUGGUUGUCUUUUGAAAAGUUGUCGUAAGUGCGUACAUAAACUUAAUGGUUUCGAAACUAAAAAUAGGUCAUCUUUUGUUGUGU